AUGGCAGAGUACCUCGCAAGCCAGGGCUUUUUUUCUGGAUUUGCGGAAAAGCUUUUCCCUGGCUGGACGUUUCUUUCAUUAACAGCCGUUUUUGCUCUGUUUCUCAAUCAGUUGAUCGAACGAUGGGGUCACAUCAUCUUCGCCCAGUUCAUAUCGACCGUUGAAGUUCGGGUCCUUGACGACUCGUACAACUACAUAAUGGAUUGGAUUGCCAAGACCACACUAUCCACCAGCAACCAUCGCCUACUAGCCUCCACCACCCUUACGAAUAAGGAGUUCGCCUGGAGUGAUGGACAAAACGUCGAUGAUCAGUACGGGUUUGACCUUGACAACGAUAGCAAUCGACUGAAAGAAAAUUGCGAGGGACCACUCAAGGCUUCGUUUCUCAACGCCCGGCCUUUGCGAUGGACACCGGCUAUGGGCACCCAUUUUUUCUGGCACGAGAAUCGCUUGCUGGCAUUCACAAGAUCAUUUGAGGAUCGGGACACCAUACCUUAUGCUCGUCGGGCCGAGAGACUCUUUUUGUCUUGUAUUGGACGAGACGCUACUGUCCUCAAGAAUCUCCUUGUUCAUUGUCGUAUCGAAUAUCUCAAGAAAGAGAAUGGGCGCCUUAGUAUAUACAGAGCAUCCAAUGCUGGUGGGGACGAAGUUUCAUGGGUGCGAAACGCCUCAAGACCCACUAGGCCCAUGGCUACAAUUGUACUUGACGAAUCUAUCAAGCAACGGUUUAUCAGUGACGUCCAGCGGUUUUUAGACCCGCCUACGAAACAUUGGUAUGCGAGAAGAGGGAUUCCUUACCGGCGCGGCUACCUCCUCUCCGGUCCUCCGGGUACCGGCAAGACCAGUUUGACUCUUGCUGUAGCAGGCAUGAUGGGUCUCGGUAUAUACAUGAUCAACUUGAGCUCUCCUAAGCUGAACGAGGACAAUCUAGUAGCUCUUUUCCAGAACCUCCCCCCUUCGUGUAUUGUAUUGAUGGAGGAUAUCGACGCAACAGGACUGACGCGCGCUCGAGAUUUUGAACAGGAAGAAGUUCCUGAUAUCGACGAGGGCAGAUCCCAUCGCCGAGGAGGUAUCUCCUUAUCAGCAUUGCUCAAUGUCAUUGACGGUGCUGCAGCUCACGAGGGUCGGAUUCUUGUGAUGACAUCAAACCACGCCAACAAGAUCGAUUCUGCCCUACUCCGCCCAGGAAGAGUUGAUUUCGUCCUCGACUUUCCCCUGGGAGAUUCAGAAACUGCUACCAAUCUGUUCAAGCAGAUGUUUGAUUCCUAUGAUGAACCUCUCAAUGGUCCCUCUUUGACCCGGAGCACCACCAAAGACGACAAUGAGACCACUGCAACUGAGAUGGAACCAGCUGAAAACGCUUCAAGCAAGCUUUUGUCCACAGACGUGGUGGGUCUUUUGGCACGCAAAUUUGGAGAGAAGGUUCCAGCGCUAGUCUUCAGCCCGGCAGAGAUCCAAGGAUACCUUCUCACAUACCAAAACAACCCUCAGGAAGCUGUGGCCAAUGUGGACAGCUGGGUGCAGAAUGCAUCUAAGACAGGAGACUAG
Molecule: messenger RNA, 1548 nt
Organism: Colletotrichum truncatum
Lineage: Eukaryota; Fungi; Ascomycota; Sordariomycetes; Glomerellales; Glomerellaceae
Product: mitochondrial chaperone bcs1
Biological process (GO): protein insertion into mitochondrial inner membrane from matrix; mitochondrial respiratory chain complex III assembly
Cellular component (GO): mitochondrial inner membrane
Molecular function (GO): ATP binding; ATP hydrolysis activity
Source: RefSeq, a predicted model, not a curated record